Molecule: messenger RNA, 1590 nt
Organism: Rhodofomes roseus
Lineage: Eukaryota; Fungi; Basidiomycota; Agaricomycetes; Polyporales; Fomitopsidaceae
Exons: 6
Coding region: 343-1368 (341 amino acids)
Source: RefSeq, a predicted model, not a curated record
CACGAAACAUAACUCAUGAUCAAAGGGUCGUACAGUCGUUGACAGUCGGCUUUUUCUCUGUAGUCACGUCCUUCAGUAUGGGUGGCCCCCUAACUGAACGUCCGCGAAUUUACCGCAGUGCGAGUGGAACACGACGAACACGCACUGCAUGAUCAUUGCGCCGCCGGGUGAUACGCUGGCACAUCGCUAUGAUAGAAGCCAUCGGCGACGUACUCAGUGACACACAGGCCGCUGCAUCGGACUCAAAAAUGAUUCGCUGGCGAAUGUUUCCGAUGUCCCACGCGGAGCUCAGUACCGCGUUAUCGGUACUGGCAAAGCCGAGUGCUAAAGCCUUACGCAGCAAUGUACAAUAGCUCGUGGGCACCGAAUGAAACGGCUCAUGAGCUUUUCGAGGAGGAAGCGUGGCUCCAAGGCGCACUGCUCAGUAAUAUUGCGUUUGGAGUCGAGCUCACUCUAUUCGUUAUGUGCUUUCACCUCCUUCUCAAGCAGAUGACACCCCAUAAUGCGAGACGACACAUAAGCCUGCUGGUCUAUAUUUCCGUAAUCUUCUCUCUCGGCACACUCUUCGUUGGCGGAAACACCAAAUUUACUCAACAAGCGUUCGUCGAGUAUCGGAACAUCCCCGGAGGACCCUCCGCGUUCGAAGAGGUUUUGUACAGUGAUCCAGUAGAUCAGGUUGCAAAUAUCACAUGGUGUGUGAGCAACUGGCUCUUGGACACGUUCCUGGUAUGGAGGUUCGUCAUUAUCUACAAGGAUGUGAGCAGACACUGGAUAUUGCUCCUCGUGGCACUGCCUUGCCUGAUGUUGCUCGCCUCGAUAGGCACAGGACUCGUUGUCAUAACCAAGAUAUCGUCCUCCUCACUGUUCGCGGUCGUCAAUAUCAGUAUUGCAUACUACGUUAUGUCGAUCUCGCUCAACAUCCUCGUCACAAUCCUCAUCGCAAGUCGACUCCUUGUUUGGCGCUACCGGAUGAAGAGACACAUGGGUUCACAUCAUACAGCAAUGUACACCAACGUCAUCGCCAUUGUCAUUGAAUCCGCCGCACUCUACUCCAUCUUCGCUAUCCUGUUCAUAAUCUCCUUCGGCGUCGGUAGCCCGGUUGGAGAUUUGUUUCUACAGGUAGUCAAUCAGAUUCAGACCGUUUCUUCGUUUCUGAUCAUAUAUCGGGUCGCGACUGGGAGAGCGUGGUCGGAUGACACAAGCACAAGUAUCCCGACAUGCUCUACGUCUCCUAAUGACGUUCCCCUCUCGCCGGUCAGAUUCCGCGUAAAUCCGUCUUCAACAGUAGUGGAAUCAAUUACGACAAAGGAUGCUCAUGGCGGCCAAGGAGGUGUAACGGAACAUACGACCUGCGAUGAUCAUGUAUAGCCUUCACGACGCUACAGGACGAGACUUCAUGAUUAUGGUUAGACCUCGAAUUUGACAUGGUCAGACAGAACUUCGAUCGUGGCCCCCGACACCAAACAGACGUAUCCUUCGCGUAUUCUGUGUGCCACCGCCUGUUGCUUCGGUCGGCCGUGUGUCGGAAUUCUUCAUCGGGUAUGAUCAUUGAUGCCCACUCACGAUAUGAUUGAUUCGAUAGUAGAUAAG